AUGGUCCGUCAUAAGAAAGACAACUUUUCGCGUGGAGGCAAGAAGUCCUCGAACCCCCGCCCCCGACCGGUGCCCCGCGGUGAUGGCGAUGACGCUACGCCCUCUUCGCGCCCAGCAUUUAGAGCUGCUUGCUGGGAUAUGGGACACUGUGACCCAAAGCGAUGCUCAGGAAAGCGUUUGAUGAAGUUGGGGUUGAUGCGAGAGCUUCAUAUUGGCCAGCGAUUCCCUGGUGUGAUCGUUUCGUAUGCGCCCACCCCACCAGUUCUUCUCGUACCUCACCUACUAACAAGUGGAUUAUCAAGGCCUAAUGCGAAGAAAGUUGUAUCACCUGCCGACCGAGAACUGAUGGAGCAACAUGGUGCUGCAGUGGUUGAGUGCUCUUGGGUGCGAGUCAAGGAAGUGCCUUGGUCUCGUAUCGGUGGAAAAUGCGAGCGAUUGCUACCAUAUCUUAUCGCUGCGAACACGGUCAACUACGGCAAACCCUGGCGUUUGAAUUGCGUCGAAGCGCUGGCAGCUUGCUUUUACAUUUGCGGACACCCGGAGUGGGCACAAGAAGUCUUGAAGAACUUCAGAUAUGGAGAAGCCUUCUUGGAGAUCAACUCUGAAUUGCUGGAUCGCUAUGCCGCUUGCCAGACCGAAGAAGAUGUGAAGCGAACGGAGGAGGAGUGGCUGGCCAAGAUUGAACAAGAAUAUGAAGAGAGCCGUGUUGAGGGGGCCGACGACAUCUGGACAGUCGGAAAUACCAAUCGACAAACUGCAGCCCAAGAGUCUGGUGAUGACGACGAUGACGAGGACGAGAGUGGAGAGGAAGGUAGCGAGGAGGAAGAAGAAGAAGAGAGCGAAGACGAGGCAGAUAAAGACCCGUUUGCAAUUUCAGACGAUUCCGAAGAUGAAGAACAAAUGGCCGAAAUCCGACGCAAGAUCCUUGAGUCUAAAUCAUUCAAGAACCCGUCUGCUUCAGACAAGGAGCAGCCUGAGAAGAUUGCACGGCCAGAACAGCCGGUCUAUGUGGAUUCAGAUGCCGAGUCUGGCUCUGCUGGAAGCGAAGACGAGGAUUUCGACAACAUAAUCAACGCAACCACGGUCACGGAUCGCACUGGUAUCAAGGAGAUUCAGCGACGGCGAGGCAAGGAGACUGUCAGCGCUUCAUUUUCGCGAACUGAAAUCUCCGCGCCAAAGAGAUGGUGA
Messenger RNA from Penicillium cataractarum, 1188 nucleotides. Its product is annotated as ribosome biogenesis TSR3 family protein. Gene Ontology annotation, biological process: maturation of SSU-rRNA. The transcript has 2 exons. The coding region runs from base 1 to 1188 and encodes 395 amino acids. NCBI's taxonomy places the organism in Eukaryota, Fungi, Ascomycota, Eurotiomycetes, Eurotiales, Aspergillaceae. Gene Ontology annotation, molecular function: rRNA small subunit aminocarboxypropyltransferase activity. The record is from RefSeq and is a predicted model, not a curated record.